Molecule: messenger RNA, 611 nt
Organism: Cuscuta epithymum
Lineage: Eukaryota; Viridiplantae; Streptophyta; Magnoliopsida; Solanales; Convolvulaceae
Source: the annotation of a GenBank genome assembly
CUUCUCUCAGGAAAUGGCCCUCCACCAGCAGCAGCAAAACGCGGCCGUUUUGCACUCCAUGCUCCCCGCCGAUCACCACUCCUCGCCUAAAUCGCCGCCCUCUACGUGGCUCAACACCUCCCUCCUCCGCCAGCACAGCCACCACUUCUCCGCCCCCACCGACGGCGCUGCGACCGGCUUCCUCCACCUCCAGACUUCCAACUCCGACUCCUCCACCUCCAACCACUGGCUCUCGCCCGCGGGCGAGGGGCUUAAGAGCGACGACGUCUCGGAGCCGAUUAAUAACAAUAACGCGAUUAAUAAUGAGGAGAGCAGGUGGGAGAGGGAGAAGUGCAAGGCGGACAUUCUGAAUCACCCGCUGUACGAUCAGCUCCUGUCCGCGCACGUAUCGUGCCUGAGAAUUGCUACGCCGGUCGACCAGCUGCCGAGGAUAGACGCCCAGCUCUCGCAGUCCCAAAACGUCGUCGCUAAGUACUCUGUUCUCGGUCAAGGUCAACAGCCUGUCGACGACAAAGACCUUGAUCAAUUUAUGACACACUAUGUUUUGUUGCUCUCAUCAUUUAAAGAGCAACUACAACAACAUGUCCGAGUUCAUGCCAUGGAAGCAGUCA